UUGGAAAUGUUGAUGUGAUGAGAGAGACCGAUAUCGAGGGAGAAUUAUUCCGUUAUGAAAACAGUUAUUCACAAUUAACAUUUAUUCUAGUUUGGUAAAUACACCAAGUACAUUUCUUUCUAAUGAAGAUUGUUUUACGAUGGCUGAGCUCCCGAUAUCAAGAAAUUCUGAGGGUAAUCCAAUUUUGAAUGAACCCCUCGUCGUCGAUAAAAUCAAUGGAAUGGGAACAGAAGCUGCAGUAUAUAGUUCACCUAUGACUUUGAAAUCAAAAAUGGAAUGUUCUACCAAACCUAAAAAUGCAAGUAACACAUUUAUUAACGUCAGUACUGAACACCAUGAACAGAGACUUGUGAACGGGUGUGUAUUCGAAAAAAAGCAUGACCAUGAAGUCACAAGUCAUAACGAAUGUACCAAGGAGAAUUGCUAUUUCCCUGCUGUUGUUGGUCGUGGGUGCGAGAAUCCAAGAGAAACUGUACCAAGUAUAGAACUACAGGAUAUGAAAACAAACAAACUGAUACAGCAUGAUGAAGAAAACCAAUUGAUACCUAGUAUGUCCAGACUUGCUGUGGUCGAUGAUGUUGCUUCACACGAUGGUAGUACACAUGAUAUAAACUAUCUGAGAUACGAAUCUGAACUUCAAAUGCCUGAUAUCAUGACGUUGAUAACGAAAGACCUUUCAGAACCAUAUUCAAUCUAUACCUAUAGAUAUUUUAUACAUAACUGGCCUGAUUUAUGUUUCCUGGCUAUGUGUGGUGAUAUAUGUGUCGGUGCUAUUGUUUGUAAAUUAGAUGUGCAUAAGAAAAUGACUAAAAGAGGAUACAUUGCAAUGUUAGCUGUUGAUGAAAAUUACAGAAGAAGAAAAAUUGGUUCCAGUCUGGUGAGGAAAGCCAUCCAUGCCAUGUUGGAAGGUCAGUGUGAUGAGGUUGUCUUGGAAACAGAAAUCACCAAUAAAUCUGCUCUUCAGUUGUAUGAAAACCUUGGCUUUGUCAGAGACAAGCGUUUAUUUCGCUAUUACUUGAACGGUGUAGAUGCACUAAGAUUGAAACUCUGGUUGAGAUAGAAGCGACCAUUCUCCAUCGUUGUGUAUUUGCGAUAGAUGAAACCCCACCCCUGCUGUGAAUUGUCUUAUGGUGUUUAAUCUGUCACAUUUUUUUAAUUAUUGAGAUGAGUACUUUUAAGGAACUAUGCCAAUGCUGGCAUAUGAAAUAAGUGAACUUGGAAUAUUUAUAAUGUGCAUCUCAUUUCCAUUUAAUUAAUCAGUACAUGACAUCAAUGUUAUGUCACCUUGCUCUGUAUAGUUCAGUUUAUGAUUGUUUUUAAGAAAUAGUAAAAACGACAGUCAAUAUUUAAAAUGAAGAAACAUUGUCUGCACUUGGGGCAGUGGUAUACAGCAUAAGUAGACAGUAAUGGUCCAUCUAUAUUGUAUAUAACUGUCAAAAUAAUUUCAUUUUUACUCCUGGAGUGUUUUAUGAAGAAAUAAAAAUUGAAUUCUCA
This is a messenger RNA of Saccoglossus kowalevskii, 1494 nucleotides long. RefSeq names its product N-alpha-acetyltransferase 30-like. Gene Ontology annotation, molecular function: protein-N-terminal amino-acid acetyltransferase activity. NCBI's taxonomy places the organism in Eukaryota, Metazoa, Hemichordata, Enteropneusta, Harrimaniidae. Gene Ontology annotation, biological process: N-terminal peptidyl-methionine acetylation. Gene Ontology annotation, cellular component: NatC complex. The record is from RefSeq and is a predicted model, not a curated record.